Akanthomyces muscarius is the source of this 2697-nucleotide messenger RNA. RefSeq lists its product as uncharacterized. Gene Ontology annotation, molecular function: 3',5'-cyclic-nucleotide phosphodiesterase activity. Gene Ontology annotation, biological process: signal transduction. The transcript has 3 exons. The coding region runs from base 1 to 2697 and encodes 898 amino acids. NCBI's taxonomy places the organism in Eukaryota, Fungi, Ascomycota, Sordariomycetes, Hypocreales, Cordycipitaceae. The record is from RefSeq and is a predicted model, not a curated record.
AUGGAUAGUACCGCCUGCCAUGUCAUCUACGUCAAUCGCUCCGUCGCCCACAAUCGCUUCAUCCCUGCUCGACGCGACGACCAAUCCUCAGACGACUCGGACGAUGAACAACCCGAUCACGUUCGUCGCGACAUCAAACCUCUGCUAGACGCCUUCGGUGAUGUGUACGUUUGCUCCACAGGCUCCGCCUGCCUCGAGCACCUUCUUACUCUCCAAGAGGACACCGUCUGCUCCAUGUCGCCCGCCAUUGUAUUAAUAGACACGCCUCACAAUGAGCAAAUACGCCCUUCCCACAUAUCUUCCUCGCCGGCCUGGCCUAACGAGGCAAGCACAUCCGAAGCCGCUGAGUCCUCUGGGAUUCAGGCCCCGGAUGACGAAGUCUACGGUCUCAACCUUCUCCAGCAAAUCAUCACCGAGUCGCAUCUGCGUUGUAUGGCCAAGCGCGUCGUUCCGGUGCCCAUCAUCUCCUAUCCCGAACCCACCUCGGAUCAGGCACGCGAGCAAAUGACAGAUGGUGCCACCGACGUGCUUUCCCCCAUCCCCCUCCACACCCUCGCCGCCCAUCGUCCGCUCAUUAGAAAGUGCCUCGACCUUGGCGCCGUUGAUGUCAUCAUCAGCCCUCUCAGCUCAAAGUGCAUUACCACGCUCGAAAUCUGCGCUUACAAGGCGCAUAGGGACGCUGCUCGCGAGCAAAAGGAACUCCUCGAAGUUACCCACGGCCGCAAGCGCUCCUGGGUCGGUGUCAGCGACCAGCAGCCCUUUGCCUACCUACGCGAGGCCAUGGUCUCCAAACUUAUGAAGGGCAUCUGCCGCAUGGCCCCCGACGACGGCGAAAUUGCCAGCGCUCACAUUUCCGUCUCUACAGACCGUCAAUCAGAUAUUGCAUUAGCCGUCUCCAAGUGGCACUUUUGCGCCAAUUCGUUUACCGACGACGAAUUGCUCGUCGCUGCCAUGUUCAUGUUCCAACACGCCCUUUCCAUGCCCGAAUUGGAGCGCUGGCGUCUCCCAGCCGACCAGCUCAUCAACUUUCUUAUCGCGUGCCGUACCGCUUAUAACAGCUUUGUACCAUAUCACAACUUUCGCCAUGUCGUCGACGUUUUACAAGCGACGUUUCACUUCCUCGUCAACGUGGGUGCCUUGGCAAGCUAUCCCGCUCGAGGCCCGACGACCCCCAUCACGAAAUCUCCCAUCGCUUCACUCUUGACUCCAUUUGACGCCUUGACCUUGCUCAUCACCGCUAUCGGCCAUGAUGUCGGUCACCCAGGUGUCAACAACGGUUUCCUCGCCACACUGAAUGCUCCCCUCGCCCAACUCUACAAUGAUCGCUCCGUACUCGAAUCCUUCCAUUGCGCCGCCUAUGCCCAGAUCCUCCGCAGAUACUGGCCUGCUGCUUUUGAGGACAGAGGCAUGCGUGCCCUCAUGAUAAGCUCUAUUUUGGCCACCGACAUGGGACUUCACUUUGAUUACAUGAAGAAGCUUGGUGACUUGCAAGAAAAGCUUCAAGAUAACAAUAGCUCCGAAGGUUGGAACGGUCGCCAGCUGGAAGAGCACAAGGCCUUGGCUUGCUCUCUCAUCAUCAAGUGCGCCGAUGUCAGCAACGUUGCGAGGCAUCACGAUGCCGCCGUCAAAUGGAUGCACAUCUUGGUGGAAGAGUUUUCGCGGCAAGCCUCUAUGGAAAGCGAACUCGGCAUCAAGUCCUCACUUAUCGCUGAGCCAAAGCGGGACCUGUUGUCGCUGUCUACUGCCCAGCUGGGUUUCAUGAAUAUGUUUGCGAUCCCCCUUUUCCAAGGUGUUGCUGACAUCAUGCCGUCGCUCAAAUACGCCGUGGAUGAGUUGGAGCUCAACCGACAAAUAUUUGAACAAAAGGUGCACGACGAAAAACUGAGACAAGCCAACGACGAGAUCGAGCGACGGAAACUGCUGCGCGAAGGAACCUUCUCGCCAAAAACUAGAAGCUGGGUUGCAGAAGAAGGAGAUGACAGCACACAAGGUGUCGCUGCAACGCCGCAACGGACCGAGGGCUCCGAUUCGACCGUGAUUCAGGCUUCCGAGGUCUCUAGCAGCGAGCAGCUCGAGUCGGCAGAGGAAAGCAACGGCAAUGCAGCAGCCGCCGGUCAAGAUAUGCACGACACAGUGCGCGAUUUCUACAACCCCUCUCAGUCGGAGGAUGAUGUCUACAGACAUUUGAACGGCACCUCGUCGGCCUUUGGCACUGUGCGUGACUUUGCUGAUAGUGACCCUUUUCACGUACGUCCAAGAGAUGACGGCGGUGCCGACGGCAAAGCGACUGUGUCUACGAGACAGCGCUGCAGCGAGACCACCGAAGGCAGUGUGUCUGGGGCUUUCACGGGCGACUGGACAUCUCAAGCCACCAGCGCUACCGGAAAGGCCAACUUAUCGCCCAGCACGCAGGGGACAAGCAUCGUUAGCAACGACUCGAUGGAUCGCACCCUCGGACUGCCCUCUUUCAACGUUUCGCCGCCUGGCACACAAAGCGCCCCCCCGCAGAGCAGAGAGGGCCCGCCAGAAGAUGCGAGUGAGUCGAUCUCAAACUCGGGCAGCAUCGGCAAGGCAGAGGGCAAGUCUCUACGCAAAAAGACUAGCAGAUUCAGAAUGAAGGACUUUCCCUUUUUUAGAAGAAACAAGGGGUCCAGCCCUUCGAGUCCGCCAUUCCCUUCCGCCGACGCUACAAGCUGA